UAGGUUCAUUUUAUCGGUAACUCGGCGGAAAACCACGUGCUGUGCUGUUCCUAGACCGUUGCGUUUUACUUUUUACCUCUUGUACGCAUUUCCUAUUUUUUUUUUUUAAAUACAUAUACAAAUUUUUUUUUUCGUUUUUUCUCCUAAAAAUAAAAAAAAUCAAGAAAAAUGAACAAGUUCGCGGUGUUCGCUGUAGUGUUGUUGGUGGCUGGCUUUUCGUGCGGUUCGCCGGUGUCGUCGCAAAACACCAACGACGGCAACGAGGUGCUUAAGCCAUUCGUGAUCCGCGAAGACGAGCUCAUCCAAAAGCUCAACUCCAAGUGCGCCACCAAGGACGUGUCCAGCUGUGUCAUGCUCAAAUUGGUCACCUACAUGAACCGGCUGAUGAAGAAGAACAACUUGGAACUCGGCGAGACCAUCGAGAUCGCCAAGAAGGACAACGCCCAAGUGGAAGACGAGCAGACCGUCGAGGUCGUCCAGGUGGACUCGGCCCGCGGUUACUCCGACGAGUCAGUCUUUAGCGAAGUCAUGGCCGACAAACUUUGGAAGUACGUCAAGUCCAGGUCUCUUAAGGUGAAAUUGUUGCCCGAAGCCGAUUUCGUCGUAUCGGCCGCCGAACAAGGUGGUACCCUCAACUUCGGCAUGUCCGUCAAAACCGGAGAAUUGGAAACUGGUCGUGGCAAGAACAAGAACAUGGGACCCAUGAUGGCCGCCGUCAUGAUGAAGUUGGGCAUGCUGAAAAUCUUAGCUUUCAAAGCUCUGGCCCUGCUCGUCGGCAAAGCCUUGUUGGUCAGCAAACUCGCCUUCCUGUUGGCCACAAUCAUCGGUCUGAAAAAGUUGUUCAGCCAACAGAAACACGUCACCUACGAAGUGGUAGCCCACCCCCACCACUCCCACGGUGCCGUCGAAUCUCACGGUGAUUCUUACAGCGCCGGAUGGGGUCGUUCUUCGUCUGAAGCCGCCCACAGUCUCGCGUACGGAGGACAAGCCCAAUAGACGAGUGAGUACGGUAGCUUUGCACGAAUCAUCGCACGAUGAACCCAAGUCCUACUACGUCGUUUCACGUGGACGCCAAGUCAGCAUCCCCCUAAGUGUGCAUCCGGUGUCCAGUAUUCUUCGUUAAUUUAUAAACGCCACGUUAUUUAUUUAUUGAUUUUAAGUUAACUUAUUUCAUUAGUGCUAUAUACAUAUUAUCGAAAAAAAAAUCGUAGAUUAGUAAUAUAUACCGAAUAUAGUUAGUGCUAUGCCGUAUCGCCUUACCCCCUAUACGCCACACGCAGUAUAAUUAUUUUUAUCUGUUGACGGAUUUCGGCGUGAGGCGAGACUUAGAAUUAACGUUUUAUUUUUGUAAAAGUCUUCGGUCUUUACAAAGUACAUGGCUCGUGAAAUAGAAAAAUAAUAGAUAUAUUUAUUUUAUUCUUAAGUAUUGUCAAAAAAAAAAAAAAUAUUAAAA
This is a messenger RNA of Adelges cooleyi (spruce gall adelgid), 1453 nucleotides long. RefSeq lists its product as uncharacterized. NCBI's taxonomy places the organism in Eukaryota, Metazoa, Arthropoda, Insecta, Hemiptera, Adelgidae. The record is from RefSeq and is a predicted model, not a curated record. The transcript is spliced from 3 exons. The coding region runs from base 169 to 996 and encodes 275 amino acids.